AUGGCGGGCCUGUCAACUACUGCGAAAAUCAUUAAAUUUGUCAUUGUCGCUUGCAAUAUCCUCUCUCUUGUAAGUUGCCCUUCCAUAGUACCAUUUGGCCCUUUAUGGUCUUGUUCAUUCCAGAAAAGUCAUUGAAUCAUUCUUACGUGGCAUGUUUUGUCACCUUAAGUUCUUUAGCACCUCAUAUUGGUUUCAUAAUAAUCUAAGUUCUACGAUUGCGAACUUGGCUUCAUCGUUGCAAGCUAACAAAAAGGUUCCAGUAAUACGAAUAUACUUGCAAUGCACCACACACUUUAUAUUUUAGCCACAAGGACAACCAUUGUAUAAGUAAACAGUCGUACUUGUUAGUGGACGUAGUUGAAAUCUAUUGUUCUCCAGAAAUAAAUGCCAACGCUUUCAAAAGUUUGGGUGUUUGUCGCUUAAAGGUUGUUAUAUCAAAUAAUGAGCUCAGCCAACAGGAUGCGAACCUACUACGACUAGUGUUCAAAACAAAAUGGGUAAUUUGGCUUAAAUACGCAAAAAAGGAUAAGAAGAGAAAGAAAACUAGGUCGCUUAUAAUAAGCUUGAGAAUUUACGCUUUAAUGUUUGCACAUAAUGAUCAAAACAUAUAUUUGAUAAAUAAAAGGCAAUUUUCGAAUUUAACCGCCACCGCUUUCUGUUUUAGCUAUUUGGCCUGGCAAUUUUCAUAGUGGGAAUCCUCGAUCUCGUUCUUUUUGAAAGCAUCAGCGAGGCUAAGAUUAUGACGAUUUCAACCGGCGUUGCCGCUGGAGCCAUCGUACUUGGCUUCUUCAUAGCGUUGGUUGCGUUUUUAGGCCUAUUUGGAGCACUUCGGGCGAGCGCAAGUGUGCUCAUUGUGGUAGGCAAUCGUCUUCCAAUGUAUCUACUUCCUUCUUCUUUUAGUAUGCGGUUACUGUCCUGCUGAUCGGUUGCUCAACACUCGUCCUUUUGAUAUUUACCUUUGUUGAACGGGAUUAUGUCUGUCUUCUCAUUUAAUACACUAACAAAUCACUCAUAACCUCCUCAUAGAUCCCCAAAGCCGUCCACGAUGCUGUUAGGGCUACUUUGCAGGAAAACAUGACUAAGUACGAGAGAAGCGAAAAAUGGACCGCUAUCAUUAAAUGGUUGGAAUCUACCGUAAGUUAACUGUGUGAUCUUCCACUUCACCAACAAUUGUUUUCUCCUUACCUUACCUUACCGUGUUUACUUCCUCGUUCAGUUCGAUUGCACCGCAGCAGAUUAUUCACCGAGUGCUGUCCAUGGUAAACACGGUAAGAUCAGCGGUCUGAGAGAGGAGGGCGGCAGACUGGUAAGACAUCAUCAAUUCUGAUAUUUUUAGUAUUUGGAACUAAAGUCUACCAAACACUUCAGUAACUGCAUUUAAAGGUGGCCUAACUAUCUUUUGCGAAGCCAGUUGGUUAGUGAGUCUGUGGAUUGAAUGAGAGUGGAAAAUUGCUCAGAUUAUUACGACCAAUGGACUCGCAAAAUUGAAAUGGUUAACCGAUUAGAUCUAGCCAGAUCGGUGCAUAGCAUUUUCGUCGCAGAGGUACAUGAUACUGCUUUUCGACUUAAAUAAUGAGAUGCGCCUCAGUUUUCAAAUUUGAACACCCGCUUAUGAAUUUUCAGGUGAGAUUUGACGUCUUCGCAUGAUAGAGGUCUUAAAUGCUAGAUCUGACAUGGGUAUUCGGCUAAAGGAGACAUAAAAGUAGGCAAAAAUGAUUAGUUGAGGUGAAAAUACAGCAGUCUCCGUCUUUUUGGUGUCUGUUUUAACUCCAUCCUAUUUACAUUAUUCAUGGAUGUCCUGGCAGAUUGUUUAAUACUUCAUAUUGACCCAGUUAUGAAAAAAUCGGCGUCUCGGUGGAAUUCGAACCCACGACAGUAAUCAACGCUCUAACCACCUGAGCUUCGAGGCCCCGCCGAACGAUCCGAAUUAUUCAAAAAUUUGCUAAAACAUCAGCGAAUUACGUGAGCCUGGUAGCCAUCUGGUGGAUUCUAGGUGAAUUACUUAGGAAAUCCUGCUUGAGCAGUCAACUUACUGUAUCAGAUUUGGUGGAUUCCAGACGCUGCAGUAGGUUGGGCGGGUAACUUGACCUAAAUGUGAUUAAACUCGCGUCGUCCGGCGGGACCUCGUAGCUCAGGUGGAUAGAGCGUUGGCUGUACUAAAGCCUUCCUCUUACUGUUGUGCGUCCGAAUCCCAUCGAGACGCGGAGUUUUUCGCAGUUGGGUCAAUAUGAAUUAUUGACAUUAUGCUUCGUCAGUUCGUUCUAUCAGGACCAAACACUCUGAAACCUAAUUUAUGGCACCAAUCUUUCUGCCGUAGUGCUGCUGAGCGGAUUGUUGCUAUUUCUCCCCCGUUUUUUGCUCUAGAGUUGUCCUGAAGCUGUCGCAGAGACAGUUGCGGCCGAACUGGUGACAAUUGGAGGAUGUCUGAUAGGCAUUACACUCCUCAGCUUCUUCGCAUCCGCCAUGGCCUUUGUGCUCGCGCGUGAUAUCAAAGCCUACGAGAAACUGUAA
Spirometra erinaceieuropaei is the source of this 2511-nucleotide messenger RNA. The record is from the annotation of a GenBank genome assembly. Lineage: Eukaryota; Metazoa; Platyhelminthes; Cestoda; Diphyllobothriidea; Diphyllobothriidae.